Molecule: messenger RNA, 6809 nt
Organism: Cherax quadricarinatus
Lineage: Eukaryota; Metazoa; Arthropoda; Malacostraca; Decapoda; Parastacidae
Product: caskin-2
Biological process (GO): cell surface receptor protein tyrosine phosphatase signaling pathway; axonogenesis
Cellular component (GO): focal adhesion; axon
Molecular function (GO): signaling adaptor activity; protein phosphatase binding
Source: RefSeq, a predicted model, not a curated record
GCAGCGUGGGACGAGACUAACUUGCCUCAGUGUGUGUUUGACCUCCACCCGGGGAGGAGGAUGCUGUGCCAUAGUCUUAGGAGGUUACAUCCGCACCUCUUGUCCACGUUGAGAGGUGAACUUCGGAGCUAAUUAUGUGAAGGAUUCAUUUUAGCGCGUGAAGUGGUCGCUUGUGUUAUGUUGAGAGAGGCGCCAGGGAAGGACUAGCAGGUCUCGAGUGAGUAACUUGAUAGUAAUCCUUGAGAAGUGUGGAAUUCCACGAUGGCUGCUGAUAGUUGAUGACGAGUGUGCCAGGAGAACCAGUGCCACAGAUAAGGUAGCCCGUAGGAUAUGCCAAGAGGAAACGUAAUUAAUAUGAGGCUGGAGAAGGUGGUUUGUCGCGCGUGUGUGUGAGACAGCCUUCACCCCAGGCUUGACGCCCACACUCGUAAAUCCCUUGCCCCACCACCCACUUGUCUACGCCCACGUAACCUUUUCCUCUGCCCUUCAAGAUGGUGACGCGGGCGGGAAAGGCCAGAGAGUUGUCUUCGACGUACCAGAGUUUCGCUGACACGGGUCCUACCUACUCUUACUUGGACCUGAGUCGCGCCCGCAGUGAUGAGUCCCUCAUGUGGGCGGCGGGGGAGGAGGCAGCCGCCCUGGUGGCCGAGCUGAGAGCCUCCCUGGCCGGGGCACCUUUCGUGCGUCCUGGCUUUGACGACAACGACCUCCUUGAGGACGACCUGGAGAUGUCGGUUCUGGGCAGGUCGUCCCUGGGAAGGGCGUCGUUUGACAGGUCGUCCCUGGGGAAGUGUUCGCUGUACAGCGGUACAGGACGCUCCCUCUCCUUCACUGACCUGCACUCGGCUGCCACCUCGGCCGAGGACCUGCGUCUAUUUUGCUUCCACCCGUCGCGUCUGCCCUGCAGCGCCCACUGCACCUCCCCCCACUCCUCCUCCUCGGCCUCUUCCACCGCCUCCUCCCGCAGCGCCGCCUCCACCGCCAGUAGCGGCGUCAAUAUCCUGGGUAGUAGGAGUGGCGUCAAGCCCACCACCAUGAGGACCUUUGGUGGCAGCUGGCGUUCCCUGCUCAAGAUGGGCGGGAUGAGUGGGCGUGGGAAGCCGACGGCGGCAGUGAAGGUGUCACCGCCCACAGUGCCAGACACAGCUGGCGGGGGCAGCCAGCGGCACUCUGGCUCAUCGUUCAGUUCCGGUGUGUACAGCAGCGGCGGCGACCAGCGGUCAUCAUACUCCUCAUCCGUUAGUGAUGACAACCCCCCGCCCUCACCCCGCAGCCCCGCCAGAGGUGUCGGGUGCGAUCAUGGGCAGCUGGGGCGGCUGGGUGGCGGCGGUGGCGGCAGCAACAAUAGCAACAGCAACAACAACAACAGCAGCAACAACAAUAAUUCACCGUCACACUACCACAACCAGCAGUUUACCUUCCCUGCUGCGCCACACCAGCAGCAAAUGCCCCAGUUUGCGCACCUGAUGUGCCCUAAGACGUCACCUGGGUCUCCCCACCACCUGACACAAGAUAACACAUACUACCUCACCUACCAACACCAGACUUCCCUCGAGGACCAGGGUAUUGAUGUCCAGUCUCCGGGGCGGUCAAGUCCAGGGUCAGGCAGCGGGUCGUCCACCACAGGGUCAACAGCGUCGUCGUCAGGAGGGUGUCGCAACUCCACUACCUCCUUGGACUCCGGCCGCGCCUCCACCACCACCCACUCUCAUCAGCACAGGUUGAGUGGACAGAGCUACGACAGCGGCUCCAUCCUCCGUCACAGCUACCACUCGUCCAGCUCCAGCCUGGGCUCCAUGGAACACGACCCCGCCACCCACCUCAAUGUUCCUGAGCUCCUCAACAACGGAGUCAGGGAUUCAGAGGUGUUAAGAGCUUGGUUAACAGAUCUUCGCUUUGAGGAAUACUAUGAAAAAUUCUUGUUGGCUGGAUAUGAUAUGCCAACAAUUUCACGAAUGACUCCAGAAGAUUUGAAUGCCAUUGGCAUUACAAAGCCUGCUCAUCGAAAGAAACUUAAAGCUGAAAUAACUAGGCUCAAUAUCUCUGAUGGUCUACCCGAGUUCAUACCGGGUCGUUUGGAGGACUGGUUAUCAAUGUUGCGCCUUGAGGAAUAUACGGCUUCAUUGAAGCAGCAGAAGUACAUCUCUGUGGAACAGAUGACUCAGCUCACCUGGGAAGAUCUGGAAGAUAUUGGGAUUACUAAAUUGGGGCACCAGAAAAAGGUGAUGUUGGCUAUCAAACGUGUAAAGGACAUAAUGGCUGGAAAGAAGUUUGCCAAUAAUCAAGACCCACGACAGCAGUCUCAUUAUGGAGCUCAUGAAAUUAUGAUUUCUCGAGAAGCCUCAGAGGGACGAGACCAGUAUGCCAGUGUGCCAGAAUUUCGUACGUUUUCUGGUCCUGGACACUAUGGGACGGGUGAGCAUAACCGGCUGAGUGGUCCUACAGAGUCUGGAGUUCAUUAUGCUGUACAAACUCAUUAUGCUCCAGGUGUUCAAUAUGGUCCUAUGCCCCCUCCUCCACAAGCUCACGUACAUCCUAUGUCUCAACAGCCUGGGCCAUUUCAUCCAUCUAAUCAAUUCAGUACUCCGCAAGGGCCAUCGCCUCCAGGAUCAAAACUUUCAAAUAUUCCACCUCAUCCUCUCCCUGGGCCUGGUCAGGUUCAGUAUCGGCCAGAUUUGGUUCCAGUCCAAGUCCGGCCAGGUGGUAGAGGAAGGAGUAUUGAGAGCUUAGAGGAGCCUAUUUAUGGCACAUAUCAGACGUUCCACCCAGAUAGUAGACUACAGUUUGUUCAGGGACCUAUGUCACUUGGAAGUCUACCACCAAGACCUUUCCCUCCAACAACUAUGGGAUCAUCAAAUCCUCAGCGGUCAAUGGAUGAUGGUGACAUUACCCCUACAAAUGAAUAUGCAAAUAAUUAUGAGGGUGGAGGAACAUUACCCAGACCUCGCACUGCCAACAAACUCCGACCAGUUGCCAAAGUAACAGCAAAAACUCGAGUAGAUGUCCAUGAGGUGCCACAGUUUAUUAAAGAUGGAAUGAACCUGAAGAAGCCAUCUCAAAAAGAAGAAAUAAACAUGAAGGAAUUAAAUUUAAAAACGUUAAAUCGUCAAAAUUCUGAGAAGAUAUAUAAUUCCAGCCAAAAUACUGGAAGUACUAAUAACACACCACAGGGAACACCCAAGAAAAUUCCACCUCCUCCCCCACGCCGCUCAAAUUCCAUUAGCGAGACAUCCAAAGAAGCAGCUUCACAAGAAAGUCAGUAUGGGUAUUUGCGAAGGGGAUUGUCAUAUGGAUACAUGGGAAUCAAAAAUAAUCUACAACCUGAUGUUACUCCAGAUCUGCCACCACCACCAGCACCACCUGAUAGUGCCAAUCACCAACACCUACCUGAUGACUUCCCACCACCACCACCUCCGUUAACGUGCGUUACAAUGGCUAGUUCUACACGCAUUACAGCCAGCUCAACAAUAACAACUUCAUCUAUUACUAGUGACUCCUUAGCCACAUCACAAACUUCAACAACUUCAUCUGAAGAUGAUGUUUCAACAGGGUUUCGACCCAGGCGAAAUGAUUCCAAUGCUAGUUUUAAGUCUACCUCGAGUACAGAUUCUGAAUCCUUGCCUUUCGCUAAUGAAAAUGCUGGGACUAUUAAGCAACGAGCCUGCCGUCCUCAUCCAGGAUUGACCAUACUGGAUACUCGAAACUCUCCACUUUCUUCCCCGCGUUCCUCUCCAGCAUUGCGUCGGAAGGAGGGUCAGCCUCCUCUGCGGCAGAAUCCUAUUGCCAACACAGAAUCCUCUACUGGACAAAUGGCAAAAUCAAACUCAAGUUCUCCGGAUGGCACAGGUGAUGUCCUGAAUGAUAUUGGCAAUAUGCUAGCAAACUUGACAGAUGAACUAGAUGCAAUGCUGGAACAGGAAGUUAGUCUAAAAAAUUAAGCAUCCAGAAUCUUCAGUUAAAGAAAAAACCUAAAAACCACUGUACUGUAUAUUCAUAUUAACAGUUUUGGUGCUUGUGGUACAACCUUUCAAGUCAUUCAGAAUAGUGUUGAAUUAAGGAAAUGUCAUUAUUUUUAAAUAAUAGUAAACUACUAAAAUGCAAACAACAGAAAGACUUUAAUCUCAAAGUUAUAAAGUAAAUUCUUAGUACAAUUAGAAGUUCAAGUAUAUCUUUCAAGGCUUUAAUGGUGACAUAGCUAAUAAAGUCGAUUCCAAGCCUGGUUCAGCAUACCUCAACACCAUGUCUGAAUUUGAUAUUACUCUGUCAGUCUUGUUAUAAAAUUGGUAACAUUUUUAAAGGGUCCCAACGUAAGAACAAAUAGAAUUUUAACCUGCUCUUUGGAUAAUAUUUUAGCUAAUUAUUAAGACUGAUAGAGUCUUGUUAAUGUAGAAAAUGUGCUGAAUAGUUAUUUGUAUUUGUGUGACUACUUGGCUCAUAGCCUAUAAACAUGUCAUCUUGUAGACUGAAAAGGUACUUACAUCAAUGUUUAUUAAUCCAUUUGCAAUGUUUUGCAAGCAUUUGUAAUGUGAUCUCAAAAGCAUUAGUGUUGUCUUACUGUACACAUGCUAUUCAGUAAUUGCAUAACUGACAACUAUUGAGGCUACAUGAAACCAUAAGAUGAAUACUGUAUAUGUGUAACUGAAAAGGGGUUUGUGCUCUACCAAAUGGGAUUAGAAGAUAGAGUAGGCGUUAAAGUGCAUGUCAGCCAUAAACCAGACAAUCAUGAAACCAACCACACUUAGGCUUUUAACAGCUUUACCACUUGCUUUAGGAUGCUUAUUAAAAUUAAAAUUGUUACUGCAUUGAAAAGAAAAUUGUAUUAACAAAUAUAAACAAUGAACAACAUUUAUUCCUGCCUAUGUACUUAUAAGUUUUUGACUAUGUAGAAGAAUUUGUAGCAAGUAUAAUUCUACACAAAGGCAACUCCUCAUAGCUGUCAAUCUUGUUCCAGAGCCUUAGGCUGAAAAAUGGGGUUAGGUUUUCAUAAUGCUCUAAUAUUCCCCAUAAUUUGAGGACUGUGAUUGGUACCUUUAAAUGAGCUUCCAGUCUUGAGCUCUCAUUUAUUUUUGUUUUAUGUUAUAGUCGAGUAGGUAUCAGUAGUGAGGGUAGAACCAGAAUAGUUGUACUAUGUCAAGUCUCGUCCAUCAAUCCUGGAAGACAUUUGUUACCCAAGAAGGGAGUGGUACAAAUUUUGCAUAUUUUUUUAGCAAGUCUACCCACAUGUAUGUGAUAAUUUGAGCUCCUGUAAUGUUCCUCUCCAGAGCUCACAAAUGCUGAUUUUAUUUUAUUAGAUAGCAAGUGUUGUGUGGUAUCAUGUAAUUCCUCCUCGCUACUCAUCUUAAUCUAUAUAAAGCACAAUUUAUGUUUUCAUAUAUAAAUAAAUAUAUACUAGUCACUUAUACAGGCACAAACACUGCAUUAAGUGAUAUUAUAUAAUUAAUUGGGGGUAGGAAAUAUUUUUUUUAAUUUUUGUGUAAAUACAAUGUGUACAGAACUUGUAAAUAUCCGGGGUGAGCCUCGCCGACCAUUGUUUACAGAAUACUAUACAUACCCAUGUCAUUUAUAAUUGAAUAUAAGAAGCAUAAGAUGGCAGAGCUUAUUUAAAAGAUAUUAAAUCUUAAACUACAGAACUUAUGUUUAUGGCAAGGCUAUGUAUAGUUUUCUUUAUCAUAGUCUCAUUGAGCUUUUGAAAUAUUAAAGCUUACAUUGAGGGGGGAAAUAAUCUUUUAUGUUCUCACUAUAGUUCAAGUGAGGCAGGUGCUGGUGGCAUUUGCAGUGAUAGUAUAAAAUAGUUUUGUUCAGCCCCUCUUCCAUGAGUAGCAUCUGUUAUUUAUCUGAAAUAUCAUAUGACUGCUAGCCAGUUUCCAACUAUCUCCCUCAGUCUUACUCCUUCCCAUUUGGGAAUCAUUGCUGAAUGCUCACUUUUUACCUGUGUGAUGGAUUUUGAGUUAUCACUGUGUCCAUUAAAUUCUGAGUUAGUGCAGAAAUUAAAAUAUUGAGAACAAGCAAAAUAUUUGACUUUUAUUUAACUAUUUUAUAAGUAGAUGGCUUUUAUCUUGUGUUCAGACAUCUGAGACAGAAUUUCCAGAUUGAUGUGCUUCUUAAGCAUUGUCAUACAAAUAGAACUGCCAUAAGAUAGCCCUUUUCCAAAACAUCUUGUGUAUUGACACAUUUCUGUGAAUUAAGAUAUAUUCAAUUACAGUAAACCCUCAAUAUAUUUGACUGAUGGGGGAUUCAUGUUAAAACAAAUAGGAAAAAGCAGUGAAGUACUAUUCUGGUGUACAUCUAAUAUAGUACUGUACAUAUAAUAUGAAAUAUGAAAACUCAAUGUGUUAAAAGUAGUUUACCCAGUGGAUUUUGCCUGUUAUUUCAGAGUCCUCUAUAUAGAGGUAUAUUACAGCAAGGGUUUACUAUCUGCAAAAACUAGCUUUACUAAUAUAAUUUAGUUUAAUAAUAUGCAACCUAUCUUAUUUAACAUUACUGAAAUUAUCAUUUUAUGUUCAGAUUAAUUUUGCAGAGUUAUUACAAUUAUUAAUUUACAAUAGUUUACACUGCUUAUUUGGCAGAGCAACUGUUGCUUUACAAGCCAAGAUAACGAACACAAAUUGGUGAACGUGUGUUUUUCCACAUCUGCUCAUACAUAAACAGGCUUGCAUAUGUACACACGCAGUACAUGUAUAUAUGUUUAAAGAUCCUAAUAACAGCGAGUAUGCGCGUGUCGAGAGAUUAAAUUAUAGUACAAUAUACUUAGUAUACUUUAACCCACACUGGCCACCUUUCACAAAAAAAAAAAAAAAAAAAUAAAUAAA